This is a messenger RNA of Rasamsonia emersonii CBS 393.64, 1047 nucleotides long. RefSeq lists its product as uncharacterized. Bases 1 to 1047 code for a protein of 348 amino acids. The record is from RefSeq and is a predicted model, not a curated record. Lineage: Eukaryota; Fungi; Ascomycota; Eurotiomycetes; Eurotiales; Trichocomaceae. The transcript is spliced from 7 exons.
AUGGACCAUCUCACUGCUCCAGCUUGUUUCUGGACAGAUUUCCUACCUAAUCUCAUCUCACGAUUUUUUUUUUCUAGUGACCCUCUCUCUAACAACCUGAUCUGCAAGCCUGGACAAAACUACUGCAGUGGACACUCUCUGCAGACCAACAUUCUUAUGUCAUGCGCUGCGGUGGAUGUUCUAAAGAUCUACUCAUGUGAUGUCCAGACUGUACUGACAGGAGUUUGUUUCAGGCUGUCCCAUGUUCUUCCUUCUGGAUACAAGACCUCGGCGCUGUGCUACCAAUCCUCUCCCUCGGCAGGCGACGCAGUAUGCACCUUCAACGGAACUGCAUACGAACUAGACGGGACAGCCUUCUUUCUUCCUCAGUCAUUACUGUCUACUCUCAAAGAUAGCUCAGCAGGGGGCGAUGCACAAGAACCUACCAAAUCUAGCAAAUCCAGCAGCUCUGUUGAGACUAUCUAUGUUCCUGUUCCCAUUCCAGUGCCGGCAGUUGAUACGGAUGACUUUCCGGCGGAGACAUCUCCUUUAACUGAAUCAGCAAUUAUUACUGGCAAGGUAUAUCCCACUAUAACGACUGAAAGUAAUACUGAUACUGAAUCUCCUUCACCAUUACCAUUGUCGUCGCCAUUUUUAUCUUGCUCUCUUUCCUUGCAGCCUGAGCCUCUACCAAGCGCUCCACUGGGAACUGACUUUUUCACCUACCCAACAACCACUCCCAUAACUACGCUUACAACCACGGCUACAACCAGCAGCAGCAGCAGCAUUUUCCCAUCAUGGAGUAGUAGAGCUACCAUCAUCACUACUACCACUACUACUACUGUUGUUACCAGUACAAAACUGCUUCCUCAUACACCUACAUCUAUAACCACAGGAGCUACGAGUACAGCUAAAGCUAAAGCUAGCAGCAACAAAGCCACCACCAUGCAUAUGCAUCAUCAUCUUCAUUGGCUUUUUGGUCUGGAUCCUGCAGCUGCAGAUAUUUUCCUCGUUGGGGCUGGGUGGUAUUGGGAAAUGAGGAAGAAGCAGGAACAGGAGAAUGUUUAA